UAUUGUAGAACUGCUCGAUGUCUCGAAGCAUUCGGACAUCAUCGUUGGUGGCAAAGUUGAUAGCAACACCCUUCCUGCCGAAUCGCCCUCCACGACCGAUACGGUGGAUAUAGUUUUCACGGUUAUUUGGAAGGUCAUAGUUGAUGACGAGGGACACUUGUUGGACGUCGAUACCGCGAGCCAAAAGAUCGUCCACUUUACGCCUGCUGUUGCAGAAGAUGACUGCUUGAGUAAUGGUGACCGUCUCGUACAAGUCAGAGAGCGUAUCAAGUUUCCAUUCCUCCUUUUCGACAGCUGCGCUAUGUCAGAAAUUACACUCGAUAGGCUGUGGAACCAACUAACCGAUAUAGAACUGCUUGAUGCCUUCCAACGUGAGUUCGUCCCGCUUGACGAGGAUACGAAUGGGAUCACGCAUAAACUUCUUUGUUACUUCCAGGACAUCGGAGGGCAUGGUGGCAGAGAGCAAGACAACUUGUGUAUCUUGAGGGAGAUGCUGGAAGACUUCGUAGAUCUGAUCUUUGAAUCCACGCGAAAGCAUUUCGUCAGCCUCGUCAAGACAGAAGAUCUUGACGCUGUCGGUCUUCAGCGCUCGUCGAUUGAUCAUAUCAAAUACCCGACCAGGGUUUUUCCAUAUCGUCGCGCACAACAGUACCGCCAACGCAGGCCAUACAAUCGAUGUUCAUAUAGUCGCCCAAUGCAACAACAACUUUUUGGAUCUGUUGAGCAAGCUCACGA
Acaulospora colombiana is the source of this 735-nucleotide messenger RNA. The record is from the annotation of a GenBank genome assembly. NCBI's taxonomy places the organism in Eukaryota, Fungi, Glomeromycota, Glomeromycetes, Diversisporales, Acaulosporaceae.